UUUUAGGUUAUCUCAAAAGUAUUACUAAAUUAAUUAUUAUUGAUGAUAUAGGUAAAUCAGAAUAAAUAUCAACCAUGGCGUUAAUGAAAUCUAAAGAUAUACCCGAGGGUGCCGUAGCUUUGGACGAAUUGGAAGCAACUGAAUACGUCUGGAACAUAGUUUCCGACUGGGAAUCGUUUUCGGAUACUUGGGCCUUAAAGUAUGGUCCGAUGGUCCUGGGUGGAAUCAAUGCUGCUUGUGGUAUAUUGAUAAACAGGUACUACAGAAACAAGUUAAAAUUGGGCCCAUAUGGAUAUUUCGCAUCUGUUAUUCCCGUCACAGCCAUGCCAGCCACUUUAACAGCCCUUUUUCACAGACAAUUUAUUUCAACAGACUUACUUCUGAUGAAGAGUCAGGCAUGUCCAUUGUGUUAUGAGGUCAGAUCAGCUGCUAUACAGUGCGGUCUUGGUACUGCAUAUCCCAUGAUACUAGCACCAUUAUCAGCAUUAAUGUUUGCAAACAGAUACUCAACCUUCAGAGUGCCUGAUCUCAAAGAAGGUCCAAAAGUUAUGUUCAACUUUUUGAGAAAAAUCACAAGGCCUUAUAACCACCAACUGACUUACAUGCUUAUCAUACAAGCUAUAGCUUCAUCUAUUUUCACUUACUAUGAAAUGACAAACAAUUUAACUAUAAGAUCAAAGAUGAUGGAGAUUGAGGCGAAACUUGAGGAAAAAAACCAAUGAACAGUUGAAUGUAAAUGUAGAUG
This is a messenger RNA of Spodoptera exigua (beet armyworm), 745 nucleotides long. Lineage: Eukaryota; Metazoa; Arthropoda; Insecta; Lepidoptera; Noctuidae. The record is from the annotation of a GenBank genome assembly.